UGCAAUCAUUUCCUUAAUAUCAUCAAACUUGCCUUCCCUUCCUUUCAUCUCCUUCUUUCUCUUCCACUUCAACCUUUCACGCGUUCAUUCAAUUCGUCUCUCAACGUCCAAUUGACUCUCUUAAUCCAAGGGGAAGCUGGCAAAAUGCUGAAGAAGCUCAGGCGAAAAGUCAGCAAUGCAAUUGAUGGCCUCAAGAAGGGUACCAAGCAAUCUAUAAAACCCCUUCAGCCUUUCUCUAAACCUUCAUACUCACCAUCACCGCCGCCGGAGCCGCCGCUACUGCUACCUUCUCCUCCUGUGACGUUUCCGAGCCGGCCGCUGCGACCUCCUCCUCCUCCGACGUUGUCGUUUCCGAUGACUCAGAAUCGACCAAGCAGGCCUUUCCUUUUCCCACAAGCCCAGUCCACAGUCCUCCCCGAACCCUCCAAUUUCUUCUCCCCCAACCUCCUCUCAGCCCCACUUCCUACAAACUCCUUCUUCCAAAACUUCGUCCUCAAAAACGGCGACCAGGCUGAGUACAUUCAUCCUUACUUGAUCAAAUCUUCGAACUCUUCUCUUUCUCUCUCUUACCCUUCUCGCUUCUUCACCUCUGCUUUCAUCUACCAGACCUUCAACGCUGAUCUCACCAUCGGAACAACCCGCCCAGGUUCUAACGCCAACCAUGUAAUCUCUUCCUAUCAUGAUCUCAGUGUCACGUUGGACAUCCCGUCUUCGAAUUUGCGAUUCUUCCUCGUCAGAGGAAGCCCCUACCUCACCGUGGCGGUGACUCAGCGUACCUCACUUUCGAUCAAAACAAUCCAUGCGAUCCUUUCGUUCUCUUCCAACGAUUCCCUCACCAAGCACACCGUUCAGCUCAACAAUGGCCAGACGUGGUUUAUAUACUCGUCUUCUUCUAUCAAUUUGAGUCAUACCCUGUCUGAGAUUACUUCGGAUGGGUUUUCGGGUAUAAUUAGGAUCGCUGUUUUGCCCAAUUCAAAGCCGAAUUACGAAACGAUCCUUGACAGGUUUAGUCCUUGUUAUGCGGUUUCAGGGGAUGCUUCAUUGACGCAACCGUUUACUGUGGAAUAUAAGUGGGAGAAGAAAGGGUGGGGCGAUUUGCUGUUGUUGGCUCACCCUCUUCAUCUGCAACUUUUAUGUAAUAAUAAUGCACGUGGUGUUACUGUUCUUGAUGACUUCAAGUACAGAAGCAUCGAUGGAGACCUUGUAGGUGUGGUUGGGGAUUCAUGGUUGUUGAAGACCGAUCCUAUUUCUGUAACUUGGCAUUCUACCAAGGGUGUGAGAGAAGAAUCCUAUGAAGAAAUUGUCUCAGCGCUAUCAAAAGAUGUUGAGGGUUUAGAUUCCACCACAGUAACAACAACUUCAUCUUAUUUCUAUGGGAAAUUGGUUGCCAGAGCAGCUAGAUUGGCAUUAAUAGCUGAAGAAGUGGGGUUUCUUGAUGUGAUUCCUGCAAUCAGGAAGUUCUUGAAGGAAACUAUUGAGCCAUGGUUGGAAGGAACCUUCAAUGGCAAUGGCUUUCUCUAUGACCCCAAAUGGGGAGGGAUUGUAACAAAACAAGGGUCUAAAGAUUCUGGUGCUGAUUUCGGGUUUGGUAUUUACAAUGAUCACCAUUAUCAUCUGGGAUACUUCCUUUAUGGAAUUGCUGUUCUUGCAAAGAUUGACCCCGCUUGGGGAAGACAAUACAAACCUCAAGCUUACUCACUCAUGGCAGAUUUCAUGAACCUAGGCAGAAGAUCAAACUCCAACUACACGCGCCUUCGAUGUUUCGACCUUUACAAGUUACACUCUUGGGCUGGAGGUUUGACAGAAUUUGCAGAUGGAAGAAACCAAGAAAGCACAAGUGAAGCUGUGAAUGCAUACUACUCAGCAGCAUUAAUGGGUCUAGCAUAUGGUGAUACUCAUCUUGUUGCCACUGGAUCAACCCUUGCAGCGCUGGAAAUUCAUGCAGCUCAAAUGUGGUGGCAUGUAAAAGAAGAAGAUACCUUAUAUGAGCAAGAUUUCACGAAGGAGAACAGAGUAAUGGGUGUUCUUUGGGCUAAUAAAAGAGACAGUGGACUCUGGUUUGCACCUCCUGAAUGGAGAGAAUGUAGACUUGGGAUCCAGGUUCUGCCAUUGUUGCCUAUCACUGAAGCAUUGUUCUCUAAUGUGAAAUAUGUGAAAGAGCUUGUGGGAUGGACAUUGCCUGCAUUGAAUAGGGAAGGUGUUGGUGAAGGUUGGAAAGGGUUUGUGUAUGCUUUGGAAGGAGUUUAUGAUAAAGAAGGAGCAUUGGAGAAGAUAAGAAACUUGGAAGGCUUUGAUGAUGGAAACACAUACACUAAUCUCUUGUGGUGGAUUCAUAGCAGAGGGGAUCAAGUUGAAGAGGAAGAUGAUUACGGUCAUGUAAAGAACUGUUGGUUUGGUCAAUACUGUCACUAAGAGUUGUUUGAUUAUCUCCAUCUUUUUUUUUUUCCGGCCAAACUAUCUCCAUCUUUUAAAAGUAUACAAAAAGUUCUAAAAUUUAUGUCAUAUUGUGCUCCUAAUAAUGUAUCUUUUAUAUCUCAUAUACAAGUUUGUUUAUCAUUGUAGCGGAGUAGUUUUAAAUUCAUGUCAGUAAAGUCUGUUUUCAAGCUUCUUGUGUA
Messenger RNA from Prosopis cineraria, 2615 nucleotides. Its product is annotated as glucan endo-1,3-beta-D-glucosidase ARB_01444-like. The coding region runs from base 145 to 2412 and encodes 755 amino acids. Gene Ontology annotation, molecular function: endo-1,3(4)-beta-glucanase activity. The record is from RefSeq and is a predicted model, not a curated record. Lineage: Eukaryota; Viridiplantae; Streptophyta; Magnoliopsida; Fabales; Fabaceae. The transcript is spliced from 2 exons.